Seriola aureovittata is the source of this 4257-nucleotide messenger RNA. Its product is annotated as short transient receptor potential channel 2-like. Gene Ontology annotation, biological process: calcium ion transmembrane transport; regulation of cytosolic calcium ion concentration; manganese ion transport. The coding region runs from base 1 to 3111 and encodes 1036 amino acids. The transcript has 13 exons. Gene Ontology annotation, molecular function: store-operated calcium channel activity; inositol 1,4,5 trisphosphate binding. NCBI's taxonomy places the organism in Eukaryota, Metazoa, Chordata, Actinopteri, Carangiformes, Carangidae. Gene Ontology annotation, cellular component: cation channel complex; membrane. The record is from RefSeq and is a predicted model, not a curated record.
AUGGAAAACCUCACGCCAGAACAAUGGCGCGAGAUUAUGAACAAGAAGAUGCUGUUCCCUCCGGAGCUCAUCAGUGCAAUUCAGGAAGGGAAAAUAGAGCUGCUGUGUGGACUGUUGAAAACCGGUGAUGGCAUCAUCCGUCAGCUGGAUGAAUCUGAGGACCGCCAGUGGAGAGAGGCCCUCAACCUGUCCAUCCGCCUGGGCAAUGAGGAUGCCAUGGACACCCUCCUGCAGGGGGUCAAGUUUGACUUCCGUCAGAUUCAUGAGGCCCUGCUGGUUGCUGUGGACACCAACCAGCCCAGAGUGGUGAAGCGUCUGCUGGACCGCCUUGACCAAGAGAAAGGCAACAAGAUGGACGUGCGCUCCUUCUCUCAGGCCAUCUUUGACCACUCUAUUGACAAUUCCCAGUUUGCCCCCGGUGUCACCCCUCUGACCUUAGCCUGCCAGAAAGACCUGUAUGACAUAGUCACCAUGCUCACCCAAAAAGGUCACAUCAUCCCAUGGCCACAUAAGAUAUCCUGCGCCUGUCUGGAAUGUCGAAACGGGCGGCAGUACGACCUGCUGAAGUUCUCCUUGUCUCGCAUUAACACCUACCGUGGCAUCGCCAGCCGUGCUUACCUGUCCAUCACUUCUGAUGAUGCCAUGCUCAGAGCUUUCAGUCUCAGCAGAGAGCUCAGGAAGCUCUCACAAAAAGAGCCAGAGUUCAAGCCUCAGUACCUUGGCCUGGAGCAGCUCUGUCAGGAGUUUGCCGUUGAGUUGCUGGGCAUGUGUCGCAACCAGAGCGAGGUCACCACCAUCCUUAACAGCUGUGGAGACGAGAGCCAGGAUGCCUUACAAGAGCAGGCCUUUGAGGAGGGGAUACCCAACCUGUCACGACUGCGGCUUGCUGUCAACUACAACCAGAAGCAGUUUGUGGCACACCCAAUCUGCCAGCAGGUACUUUCGUCAAUCUGGUGUGGGAACCUGGCAGGCUGGAGAGGCAGCAGGACGGCCUGGAAGCUGUUUGUCUCUGUGGGGAUCUUUCUCACCAUGCCUUUCCUCUGCCUCGUCUACUGGAUUGCACCAAAGUCAAAGGUAGGAAAGAUCCUUAAGAUUCCUGUGAUCAAAUUCCUCCUUCACUCAGCUUCCUAUCUGUGGUUUCUAAUCACAUUGCUUGGAGAAUCAAUAACAAUGGAGAUGUAUCGAGACAAAUUUGCUUCCCGGCAGCAGAACAUGCUGCACAGCUCCUUCCACAUGGUGUGGGUGGUUGGAUUCUUCUGGUAUGAGUGUAAGGAAGUGUGGAUCGAGGGGCUGCGGAGUUACUUCCUGGACUGGUGGAACUGCUUGGACAUGAUGGUGCUCAGCAUGUACCUGGCGUCCUUUGCGUUACGUGUGCUCAUCAUGCUCAAAGGUUACCUCCUCUGCCAUGAUCAUAACGGCGCAGAGGAGUGUGUUUAUUUCACCCAGACUGUGCGUGAGGACUGGCAUCAGGAGGACCCCCAGCUUAUUGCCGAGGUGCUGUUUGCAGUGACCAGCAUGUUGAGCUUCACACGGCUGGCGUACAUCCUGCCGGCCCAUGAGUCUCUGGGAACUCUGCAGAUCUCCAUCGGAAAGAUGAUUGACGAUAUGAUGAGAUUUAUGUUUAUAUUGAUGAUCAUUGGAACAGCCUUCCUCUGUGGCAUCAACAAUGUCUAUGUUCCUUACGUCAUCUCUCCACAUCUUGGCAGGUUUAAUGAGACCUUCCACUUCUUAUUCUGGACCAUGUUUGGCGUGGCCAACCAGGACUACGUGGACAUGCCACAGUUUGUGUUGGCAGAGUUUGUAGGACGGAUUCUGUACGGCAUCUUCACGCUCGUCAUUGUCAUCAUCCUGCUCAACAUGCUUAUUGCUAUGAUCACCAACUCCUUUCAGAAAAUUGAGGAUGAUGCAGAUGUUGAGUGGAAAUUUGCUCGGUCCAAGCUGUACCUCAGCUACUUCAGAGAGGGCCUCACCAUACCUGUACCCUUCAACAUCAUCCCCUCACCCAAAGCUGUCUUUUACAUCUUAAGGAGUAUCUUCAGACAAAUCUGCUGCUGCUGCUCUUGUAAUUCUGAGCAAAAAUAUCCCCCGAUAGCCUCUAUGUCCAAUGAUAAGGGAUCUGAAGACAGCCAGUUACCUUACCGGCAGCAGGUGAUCAGGGCUCUGGUGCAGCGCUACAUUGAGUCAGCUCGCAGGGAGUUUGAGGAGACCAAGAGGAAAGAUAUCGGUAAUCGCAUCACUGAGCUGAGCAAAGCGGUCUGCAGGAUGCACAGUGAUAUGAAAGUGAUCCAGCAGCUUCUGAUGGAUGAUGGACACAUUCCAAGUGAUGCAUUGACCAAGGAUGGCUCCUCCAUACUAGGGAAAUACAUAAUUGGCGCCAAGAACAAUUUCAGAGGUUUUAACAGCAGACAAGAGGAAAAGAACACAUCACUCCAAGUGACAGUUCACCAUGAAGAGGAAGGGGUUGAUAAAGAAAAAGUUGCAGAUACAAAGCAGGAGUCAGACACACAACAGAAUCAGGUGGGUGAAUGUGGAGCAGAGGGGACAACGCAGGUAACGGACUGUGAUGUGGUGAAGAUGGAGGAAGGCAGAGCUAAAAUAGAGACGGAAGAUGAAAAGGAAACUGAGAAGGAAGAGCAGGUCGAAGCAGACAAAAAUCAAAAUAUGUACAAUAAAGUAAAAGAGGAGGGGGCAGCAGGAGCAAGUUUUAACAAUGUUGAAGAAAUGGUGAAAGCCGAGGUCACACAGGAUGAGGCAGAAAAUAUAAGGGAAGAAGAGAUACACACAGGGGCAAAGAUUGGUGAAAAACACACAGAGGCAACUACUGAACUAAUUGAGAGCAUCAAAGUCAGCAAUGAAACGACAGAGACAAAGAAAUUAGUAAAUAAAUUCAAAGACAUAGAGCUGCAAGAAAAAAAAGUGGAAGCCAGAUGGAUGAAGGGUAGAAAGUUCGAGCAUAACGUAGCUGAGAAGUCUGGUGUCAGAGAGAGCAACGACAAACCCGGAGUUCAGAAAACCAUUCCCUCGCCAACAGGCAGCAGCAGCUCCCAGGACACAGGCUUUGGUUCACAAGAAGGGGAGGGGUCAAUCGAUGGGUCGCUAGUGAGACCUUAGUGAUGUCCCACUUUUUCUACGUCUACACAAAUGAGCAGUGACUUCUUGGAGAUUUCAAGUCUGCAGCUUCUUCAUUUUGGCUCUGGAUAGUGACAGCGCUAAAGGUGGUGAAAGUUUGUCCCAAAGCUACAUAUUUAAACAGCUACAGACCAGAUUGAGAUAAUAUUUUUAUGCUUCUGGUCUAGCCUAGUCUAGACUGGUCAAAACUUUGGUCCUUGACAAGGUACCUUGAAAACUAAGUGCCAGCAAAUGAAAUGUCAGUUUGUAUACAGGACAUUUUAUAAUCUAAUCAGCCCACUGUCAUGAAAUUUAUUUAGCACAUUUAUGCUCCCACGAGACUUGAUUAUAAUAAUCCACACUUUCAUAUUAUGAGGUAAUAAUGAAUGUGGUUGCCUCUUGGGGUUACUAGCAAAGGUUUCACAUUUUUGGAGUAUAUUACAGUAUAAAUAUAGUCCAGCACAUAACCCAUGAUAAAACAGAAAACUGACAUUUUUACACUUAAGUCUUUGUAUGGUUUAAUCAAGAUUCAUUUGUGGGUUCUAAUCUUAAUCACUGAAACACUGAAAAACGUUUCAUGUCGUGUAAGCAGUCCUGCAAAAACCAAAGCUUUCUGGAUGACGCAUGCUGCGUGAAAAAAGUGAUUGUGUAUUCCUCUGACACAGGAAAGCCUCAAAAGAAUUAGUCAUAAACAUAGAUUCGAUUUUCCCAGUUCUUGAAACUCUUUUCUUAUAAUUAAUUACCAAGAAAGAGAUCAUUCUGUUGCUAAUCCUCUCAUCACAUUUUAAAUUGACCAACGGUUUUAACUCCAAAAAAGUAAGUGUACACCUUUAAGUCAGCAGCCUGAUGAGAUUUGUUUAGUAUAACAGACAACUUACACCAGCACACCUCAGAAAAGUGCCUUGUGACUAGGAAAUUACACUAAUUAGGACACUAAAAGUAGUGAUGACCUCAAACUGCACAUUAUGGGGGUGGUUCAUUUGUCAGCUGAUUAGGGCAAAUCUGUAGUUUCACUGCUCAUUCACACUGGGUGUUCCUGUCUUCUUCACUUCCAUUUUCAAAGUUCUCUGUUUAAUGGCAAAGAUUCUCUGGUUUCUCAUCAUAUGAUACUCAGAUAUCAGAAGAAAAUAGCCAUGUGUUCGAUUAAUG